Molecule: messenger RNA, 1969 nt
Organism: Quercus lobata
Lineage: Eukaryota; Viridiplantae; Streptophyta; Magnoliopsida; Fagales; Fagaceae
Exons: 5
Coding region: 378-767 (129 amino acids)
Source: RefSeq, a predicted model, not a curated record
UGCAAGAGAGCUAAAGAGAAAACCCUAAAGAGUAGAUUGUGAUUCUUUGUGAGAGUUUAUUGUGCUCAUCCUUUGAGAGAGAGAAAACCCGUAUUCCUUGAGUGAAUCUAUUGCCUUUUUCCUCUCUUCCCUACUCACCAUUUCCAUAUCUUGAGAGGUAAUUUUCCAAAUACUCCAUGUUACCUUUGAGUGAUAUUCCUUGAGUGAUUGUUAAAAAUUAUUGGAGAAGCUACAGCACACAACGGAUGUUAUUUUUGCAAGAUGACCAGCAACCACCACCCAGCUACUGUGGAGCCCAAUCUUAUAGGGUCCACUAUCUAUCUUCUCCGGCAACGGUUUCAGCCCCCAACACCCCAAGGCAGAACAACCCCACUUGAAUGGCUGCCUUAGUCCCACCGUUAAGCGAAUCCUACCACAGGUCCAUCUCCGGCAGUGGGUGUGGCUGCCUUCUCGAUUGUCAUAGUUGGCCACUUGGCCUCACCAGUAUGACUGCUACAAAUGCUGGAGAGAUUGAGGUUGUGCACAUUGGACCCACUGGUGAUUCGGUGUUGACUCUGCAAUCCCAACAUUGGUCAGAUGCUAUUUGGAAUGGGCAGGAUCCGGGGUCCCUUACCUGCCGCAACCAUAGUGAAGAGUUUACCAAUCUAGAGCCAAUGGUGGAUGACUGUGCUGUUGAAAUAAUUAAGGGACUUGGUUUGGAAGGACUCCUCAAGACUCCGGGUAGAGAGAUUGUCCAUGGGCUGAUAACAGUCUUAGUGGAGCGAUGACGGCCCGAGACUCACACCUUCCACAUGCCACAUGGUGAGGUCACCAUCACAUUACAGGAUGUGGAGGUUCUUCUCGAGCUUCCUGUUGAUGGCGAGGCUAUAACAAGGAGCACGCAGAAAGAAUGGCCGAGUGUGUGCCAGGACUUCCUUGGCUUUUUAGUUCAAAAUGAUAAUACAAAGGUGCUGCAAGGCUAAAGGAUUGUUAUCAAACGGCUUUUGGAGCAAGUUGCAGUUCCAUUGCUGCCUAAUGCUGAAGAGGAUCGGUUGCAUAAGUAUGCACAGUCCUACAUCCUAGUGCUACUGGGGGACACAAUCCUCAUGGACAAAUUUGGCGAUAGGGUGCAUCUAAUAUGGGUGCAGCAGUUGGAAGACCUUCGCAACCCACGAAGGUACAGUUGGGGAAGUGCUUGCCUUGCAUGGUUGUACAGAGAGAUAUGCAGGGCAAGCGAUAAGACAACCAGUCAGAUUGGUGGGUGCUUGCUGUUGGUCCAGUAUUAGGCAUGGGCCAAGUUCCUAUUUUUGUGCCCGAGAGUUGAGCAUGGCCCGCCAGUAGGUGCUUAUGGUCCUCCAAUGCGUGGUCCAUUGUCCCUGAAGUAGUUGUGGGUCCUAAACAAGAAAAAUAGGCCCUCCCACAUCUUCAGUGACAAGUAUCGCGAGCAAAUAGCUUCAAUGUUACUGGGCUAGAUAUGAAAAUACCUUUUUUUACAUGUUUAGAAACAAGAUAUAGGUUUGGUUAACUUUGAAAUAUACACAUUGUUAGAAUGAUUUGAAGUUUUGUAAUGGAGGUGAGUUUUGUAUGAGAGUGAGAGAGGGAGAGAGUACAAGAGUGAAUCUGCUAGGACCUGAAUGUACCCAAGAGACCCACAACAGAGAUUUAUGAGGACUAAGGACAAGAGUGAAGCUGCCCUAAAGCAUGUGGAUUAAUAUCCAGCACAGCUUACAAAUCGAAUCUCUAAGACUUGAUUUCCCUUUUUGAAAACCAAGUUUCUAAGGCUUAAUAUCCAAGUGGAUUCCAUGUGGAUAAACCACGUAAUUCUCAUAACACAAAAAUCGAGGCUCUAAGUGUCGAGAUAGAACUCAAGUUCUAGGUGGAUGCCACGUGGAAAAAAGCCAAAUCAAACCACGUAAAUCGAGCCUUAGAGACUUGAGUUUGGAGGAGUAAAUCGAGUUUCUAAAACUCGAGAUGUUAGUUUGAUAUAUAC